UGCUCUAUUUCGCUUUUGCUAUUUUACUGUAAUUAGAUAUACUUAGAUAUAUCAAACACAAAUGACAUCGGUGGUUCAGCACGGCCGACGGAGAGGGUCCAGUAAAAGUGCGUCUUCAGCAGAAGAAGCCAGCAGGAUGAUCCAGCCACCUGAUCUCCGAAAAGUCACGGUCUUAACCAAGGCCGAAUGGCUGAGGAUUCAAGGUGAACUGAACCGGGUUAAUAAAGACAAGGAGAGAAUGACAGAGGCAGCGAACCGGAGAGAAGCCCUGCACCUCCAAUCAAAAGAGGCAGUGAAGCUGUGGUCCAAUACCAUCGCUGGUCAAAGGCAAAAGAAGCUGGAGGCAAAGAAGAUUCGAGAGCAGAUUGAAGAGGAGAAAAGGAAAAUGACUGACAUAGAAGAGGCUAAAUACCAGGAACAGAAGCGUAAAGACGCCAUUGAAAAAGCCAAGACUCAGCUGUAUUAUCAAACUGACCGAGUCAAAGGAUUACAUCGUGCACUCUUGCUGACAGAAGUGCUGAAGGAGAGGGAGGCCCAGAUUGAAGUGAAGCAAAGAAUAAAGAGUGCCUCUAAAGAUGUGGAUAAAGAAUUCACAGAUAUGGUAAAGACCAGAGAGGAUGAAGCUCUGAGACAGGAGCAGGAGAAAGCACUUCAGAAGAAGCUUGAGAGACAGGCUGUUGCAGAGGACCUGAAAAACCAGAUCAAGGUAAACGAGUUGGCAAGAGAGCGACAAAAGACAGAGAACAAGAAGGACGGAGAGGAAAUCCAACGCCUUCAAGAACUCUAUCAAUGGGAGCAGAGAAUGGAGGACGAAAGACAAACAGAGCAGAAGAGAAACCUUAUGCAAGCUCACCUGGAACAUCUCACCAAUAGAGACCUCAUAAGAGCAGCAGAUGCGCAAAAACAGGAGGCUGAAGAGAAGCAAAGGAAACUUUUCCUCACUGCCAAGCAAAAGAUGAUGAAGUUAAGGAGAGACAAAGAAACUGAGUUGUUAAGAGAGGCCCAGAUGCACAGAGAGAAGAUCAUGAACAAACUGACAGUGGCACAGCAGGACCAAACUGUCAGCGAGGAGCUGAGGAUUGCUAAGGCUGUAGCUGAGCGGGAUGCCAAACAGGCACAACAGCACAGGGAGGAGGAGGAGAAGAGGACUGCAAUGUUGAAGUCAAUCACUGCACACAGAGAAUUCAUGAGACAAGAAAAGGAGCAGAGGGACAAAGAAGCGCAACAGACCACCCGAGACAUGCUUCAAGCCAAGAAAGAGGCUGACAGAAUAUUUUCUGAGAAACAACAACUGAAGGCUCAGAGGAUCCGAGAGGAUGAAAGAAAAUUACAAGACUUCAAUGCCACACAAAUGGCUGCAAAAAUGGCCAGACAUCAGAACCUGAGAAGAGAUGAACAUGAGUUUCAGGCAAAGAACACAUACCUUGUUGCUGAGGAGGAAAACCAGUUUCAACAGUAUUCACAGCACGUCAUCAGCGCAGCGGCAGAGGCUCAGCGAAACGUGUUUCCACUUUGCAAAGCUGCGAGGGAAGGGAUAGGAGGAGGGCUUGGUCCCGUUUUAGGUGGAGUCAGGCCUGGCUACCUCGUUCAGGACUGUAGUGGUGCUCAGAUGCCCAAAUAUGUCUCUGGUGUCACCCAGAACAUUAAAAAGCUUAAUGAAGUUGUAGACAUUCAAGAAGCAAAGAGGAGACUUGGGUUUACAUGGUGAUUGUUCUCUCCCAGCUGGCAAUUUUAGUUCCAAUGUUUCCCUGAAUUUACCAUCUCUGAAGAUACUGAAUGUUUUAAUAACAUUCUUAAAAUACUUUGACAAAGGCUUUGUCUGAAACCACUCACUUACUCACUACCAACAAACGCUCAAUAGUUUGCUCUAUAGUGAAUAGUACAUAGGGAUUUUUGACACUGUCAUCAUUCCAUCAUCACAGACAAGUGGAGUCUCACAUGACUUCCACCUGGUGGCCUAGGUGUCAACGGCACCAACCAUGAAUCAGAACGUCUCCUGUCAUCUCAUUACUGCAGGCAUAAAAAUGUCCAAAUACAUAAAGACAACAAAAAAGCUGUGUCCAUGCCAUGGAGACUAACAGUGUGUCCCUAAUCUAUACUACACGCUAAAUCUAAGCAGGUCUCAGUACGUGGCGUCUUCACAUUGGAAAAGUGACAGUCAACUCAGACCAGACAGAAUGCAUACUAAAUACAGCUGAUUUUUGAGUGUGCUGUUGAAGGAUACUAUUCUCCCACAAUGCAUUGCACAAAGGAAGUGGAAGAUCUUGGAAAACAAAAAUAAGUUACAGAGAAAGACAUUUUGCUUUCUAUUUCUGAAGGUUAACUUACAGUGAGUCUACAGUCACUGUGUGAUGGACAUCUGACAGCGUGUUGUAUCAUUUCCUGUUAGUGUGAAGCAGCUAAAUAUUGUUUCUCAUAUAUACUUAUAUAGAACACUAUACACGUUAAACUAUGCAGUGUAGUCAGUAUUGAGUGAUUUCAGACAACUUUUAGAGAUGUUCUUCAAAAUGAUCAUUAGGUACACAAUAUAUGUGCUCUGGAAAAUGUUCGCUGAAGGUUGCAGUCAAAAUGCUCAACUUAUUACCAACUCUGCAACAAAGAAAAACCUCACUGGGGUCGACAUUCACAAAACAUUGAGAAUUGUUUGAUAUUAAUCACACAACAAAGUGUUCUGUUAACGUUUCACAUCAGCUGCCCCAACCACAGAACAGACUUGUCUGGGCUAAAACAGUACAGUGUAAAGUUCUUAUAAUAAUGCAAUCACUGUAAUUUUGGAUGCUAAUAAUGUUAAGGCCUGCAAAAGAUAUAACUGUAUUGUUUUGUUUGUGUUUUGAUUGUAACAGCAUUUACAGAAUAUUAAAACAAUUGAUUAAAAUCCAAAUUGAGCAUUUUAAUUCAUUCUACACUGUAGUUGAGUUCUUUUCAAAACCAACUUCCACAA
This is a messenger RNA of Seriola dumerili (greater amberjack), 2941 nucleotides long. RefSeq names its product coiled-coil domain containing 173 (gene cfap210). The transcript is spliced from 9 exons. NCBI's taxonomy places the organism in Eukaryota, Metazoa, Chordata, Actinopteri, Carangiformes, Carangidae. Bases 62 to 1708 code for a protein of 548 amino acids. The record is from RefSeq and is a predicted model, not a curated record.